Messenger RNA from Sipha flava (yellow sugarcane aphid), 1036 nucleotides. RefSeq names its product thioredoxin reductase-like selenoprotein T homolog CG3887 (gene SelT). Gene Ontology annotation, molecular function: thioredoxin-disulfide reductase (NADPH) activity. Gene Ontology annotation, cellular component: endoplasmic reticulum membrane. The coding region runs from base 396 to 1004 and encodes 202 amino acids. The transcript has 5 exons. Gene Ontology annotation, biological process: cell redox homeostasis. The record is from RefSeq and is a predicted model, not a curated record. Lineage: Eukaryota; Metazoa; Arthropoda; Insecta; Hemiptera; Aphididae.
GAUUUUUGAUUAUUUCUUUCCAUUACGCAAUCGCGCUGCCCGUCCCCGAAGUGAUGCGAUUUUACGAUACGUUAUAGGCGGGAAUCCUAUUAUCGUUGAGUCAUCCCAUCCUCGUGAAAACGGUCAUCGGUCUCGUCCGCGCGCUUACGCCGUCAUCCCGUUCACCUCCUUCGCGUUCCACCGUCUGAUGGACGAGGGCGAGUAGCAGUGGAGUGUUCGUAGAAAUACAAUAGUGUUCGAUACGGUUACGGUGCAGCACGUUAGGUGGAGUCAAACGUUUGCUGUCCGAUCACACACGCUCACCCGUUGGAAACCACCCGUUGCCGCUGUUAUUCUUCCCUUCAUCUUCUCGGCGACAUUUAUCCUCUCUUCCGGCGCUGUUUUUCUGUCUCGCCAUGGCCGCGUUUAACGUGCUCAUCAUCACUGUCGUCUGCCUGCUCGCACUGUUUGGCCCCACUUCCAUCUCCUCCGACAAAGGCAGUAGUGACCCAUCUAACCUGGGUUCCGGCAAGAAGCAUCUGGGCGGCAAAGGCCCGAUCGAAGGCAACCCAACGCUGAAAUUCUUUUAUUGUUAUUCGUGUGGUUAUCAAAAAGCAUUUGACCACUAUUCAAGUAUUCUUAGUGAAAAAUACCCAGAACUUCACAUUAUAGGAGCAAAUUAUGAUCCUUCAAUGAUACAUUUAAUUAUAGCAAAAAUAUUGAGUGUUCUAAAAAUGUUGAUUAUUAUUGCCAUUAUUUCUGGUGUCAACUUUUUUGAUUACAUCGGCAAACAGCAACCAGAUUGGUGGGGAUGGUGUACAUCAAAUAAAAUUUAUGCAUGUCUUGUUGUGUUCUUUGGUUCGAACAUGUUGGAAGGGAUGUUAAUUUCAACAGGUGCAUUUGAGUUGCUUUUUAAUGAUAUACCUGUAUGGUCAAAAUUGGAGACCGGAAGAAUUCCUCAACCCGCUGAAUUGUUCCAAAUAAUUGAUAACUAUUUAUUGUUCGAUAGCCCAUAUCCUUCAUAAAUAUUAUGGUAUAGCAUUUUUUUUUUUUUUAA